Chenopodium quinoa (quinoa) is the source of this 1856-nucleotide messenger RNA. Its product is annotated as probable acyl-[acyl-carrier-protein]--UDP-N-acetylglucosamine O-acyltransferase, mitochondrial. Gene Ontology annotation, biological process: lipid biosynthetic process. Gene Ontology annotation, molecular function: acyl-[acyl-carrier-protein]-UDP-N-acetylglucosamine O-acyltransferase activity. The record is from RefSeq and is a predicted model, not a curated record. The transcript has 11 exons. The coding region runs from base 373 to 1374 and encodes 333 amino acids. NCBI's taxonomy places the organism in Eukaryota, Viridiplantae, Streptophyta, Magnoliopsida, Caryophyllales, Amaranthaceae.
AAUAUUUUUAAACGUAAUUAUAAAUUUUUAUUAAAUUAUUUUUAAACGUAAUUAAAAAAUAAAUUAAAAAAUAGUGGAGGAGAAAGUGAUGAGAGGUUUUUUUUCUCCUCAUUGCUGUGGUGAAAAAAACAUUUGAUGAGAGAAAUUGUAUGGGAGGAGUGAGAAAGUGGGUAGAGAGAGAUUGAGAGGGUUUUUUUUUUCCUCACUGCUGAGAAUGGUCUAAGGUCAAAGCUUUAUUUUUAAUUUUAAAAUUCUGUAUUGUCACUUAAAAAACAUUUGAGGAGAAGAAAAAGAAAGAUAGUAACGAGGGAGAUUGACUGAAAAGAGCAAAAACACAACCAAAAUCUGCAGACUUGAAAAAAAAAAUAAAAAAUGAGGUGGGUUUGCAAACCUCGCAACAUCAACACACUUCCUACAUCACUGCUCCAACUUCCUUCACUCUCCUUCCUCAGACUUCUCUCCAAUGCAGCAGCAGAUGCUUUGAACCCUACUUUUGUCCACCCAACUGCUAUUGUUCAUCCCAAUGCUACUCUUGGUCAGGGUGUAUCAAUUGGGCCGUUUUGUACAGUUGGGUCGUCAGUAAAACUUGGCAAUGCCUGUAAAUUGUAUCCUGGGAGUCACAUUUUUGGAUUUUCUCAAUUGGGUGAUAACUGUAUUCUUAUGACUGGUGCUGUGGUUGGUGAUGAUCUUCCUGGGAAGACUAUGAUUGGAUCAAACAACAUUAUUGGACAUCAUGCUAUUGUCGGAGUAAAGUGCCAAGACUUGAAAUAUAAGGAUGGGGAUGAAUGUUUUCUUGACAUUGGUGACAAUAAUGAGAUAAGAGAAUACAGCUCUGUUCAUAGAUCAUCCAAGCCAGAUGAGCAGACGAUCAUUGGUCAUAAUAAUCUAAUUAUGGGAUCCUGUCAUGUUGCUCAUGACUGCAAAAUUGGUAACAACAACAUUCUGGCAAAUAAUACCUUGUUGGCAGGACAUAUAGUAGUAGAAGAUUACAUUCACACUGCCGGUGCAGCUGUUGUCCAUCAGUACUGCCACCUUGGCUCAUUUUGUUUUAUUGGUGGUGGCUCAGUGGUUACUCAAGAUGUUCCAAAAUUCAUGAUGGUAUCUGGUGACAGAGCUGAGCUCCGUGGCUUGAACUUAGAAGGCCUGCGACGUCGUGGGUUCUCUGCCACAGAGAUUAAGGGCUUGCGAGCUGCCUACCGCAAGAUUUUCAUGCCUACUGACACUGAAUCCGGGAGCAUUGAAGAUCGUCUCAAAGAAUUGCAUGAAGAACUGGGUCAACUUCCUGUCGUAUGCUCCAUGAUGCAAUCUAUACAUGAUUCCUUUUCUGAGAGUCGUCGCGGAAUAUGUAAAUAUAGACAUUGGAAUGCAUCUUGAAUUUAUUCUUUUCCCUAUAAUUCAUGGAAUUCUUUCUCGGUGUAUCUCUUUGGACCGUGUGUUGCCUGGGAAAGUCUUCCACAGACAUGCGUCUCAGCAGGUUCUGAUAAACAUAUUCACCCUUGCUGCCUAAGCAUUAGGAUGGAGCUGUGUAGGACAAUGAAAGCAUAUUGAGACUUCUCAAGGAGAUGCUAAUUUUUGAGUAGUUGCAGAUAAAAGAUAGCAGUAUUUUUGUUGAUGUAAGUUGUAACUGCUUGUAAGUUGACACACUGAUUUUUGGUUAGGAGAUAGAGAAAUAAGACAGAAAGUGGAUUAUCUGGUAAAUGAAUAUGACAGCAGCUUUGUACCAUUUUCAAAGCUGGUAGAGUAGUGACCAACUCUGUACUAUAAUUUACAGCUGUGUUCUGGAUUUAUGCAUCAUUUUUUUUGGGUAGCUGGAUUUUGUAUUCAAGUGGUGAAUAUGUCUUUGUCAUAGCCAAGAU